CUCGCUUAGGCUGAUGAUAGUAACGUUCGGAAAACACAAGGUGGUAGGUGCCUCCGGUGCGAUAAUCCUCCAAGGAAAGAAAUAUGUGCGAAACGAGAUCUCACAGGACACAGAAAAUAACAAAUGAUCAAGUGUCCUCGAACAGAGUAAAAAAUACUUGUGUUAUUAUGUGGUGCGCGGAUUGUGAUGAACGGUGCAGAUGCCGGCUAAUGUGUUAAAAAUAAAACUAGUGUUCUAACCAGAAAUAAGCACAUGAGAUUAUUUUUAUAAACCAGUCUUCCAUCUAAAGCAUUACCAUGGCCCUGGUGAUGCUUCCCUGCGACCUGCCCUGGUGGCCGCAGCUGCAACGUCUCCUCAUCAGUCUACAAUCUUCCUCGAGCACAAAAGAUUUAGUCGACGGAAUGCGAAAAAUCCACGACAUGUGCAACAUCAGCUUAGAUCCAGAAGAAGAUGACAGAGAUGCUGCAGCAUUGUUCGAAGGCCUGACAUUGUUCCUGGAAACAUGCCUGUCGGAAGAAGAAAAGCAAAUAUUUAUGGAUAGGACUUUGAAAUGUAUGGUGCAGAGGGCGUUGGAUUUGAAGAAGUGGAGGCCACCGAGAGGGUUGCACUUCAGUUUGCAACAACAAGCUGAUUGCAACGAGCUGAGCCAAAACCUCCUGUCAUCGCUCCUGGCGCACGCUUUUUUUAGCACCUAUCCGAAGAGGACAAACAAAACGCAUCCAACUCUUCAAGACUUCAAUUUCACGCAUUUCUUCACUCAUCUGGACUCAAAUAUACAACAGGCCAAACUGAAGAGCAUACUUCACUAUUUCGAUUGGAUCGAAAAUAAUAACAAUACUCAAGGCUCUGUUAAAAUAUCCCGACAGGUGAUGUCAAGUAGACAUUGGCUAACGAUAGAAGACUGGCUCGAAUGCUCAUUACCUUUAUGUCCAUUAAAAAUUAAACACGAAGGAAGAUUAAGUAGAGCAGAUCCUGAUACUUUGCAUGUUUGUUUUAGUAAUUCCCUGGUCGGUGGAAAAGUCCUCACACACGGAAAUAGUCAGGAAUGUCUGCAAUUUUGUUCAAUGCCAGAAUUAUUAUGCAUGAUGCUGUCAUGCGAAGCAUUAGAAGAUAAUGAAACGAUAUUUAUAGAAAAUGCUAGGAAAACAACAAGGUUGGAUCAGCAUAAAAGUAGACCAUCUUUUGAAUUUUUAGAGGAACCUCAAGAGAUUUCAGUGUGUUGCAUGGAUCCAGAAGACUAUUCCAAACUUCCAGCAAGUCAAUUUGAAGAAGACAAUGUAUUACGGGAAUUGAACAAGUGUCUACUAGCAUUUCGGCAGAAACCUUCUGUAGUUAACGAAUCUUUAGAAAGUAAAAGCUCAGAACCAGAACAUUGUUCUCAUAGAAGAUUGUCACCAAUUGGAGAAUCAAUAUGUAAUACACCACCAGACGUUGAAGCAACUGUGAUAAUAAAAAAACCAACUUCGAAAUCUCCGACGCCUCCAGAAAUCGUAACAAAUCCUAUAGAUCGAAAGAGGUGGUUAUCGCCUUGUGACAAUACUGUCAACAGCCGCAGAGAGCGAUUUAUAGUCCUUGGUUCUUCCGGAGAAUGUCUUCCAGUCAAUAGACGAGCAAGUCCUUUUCCAGAUUUAAUAAGGCAAAAUUUGCCAAUAUCAGAAGAUACUAGCAGUGAUGAAGAAUUUCACAGCGCGAGAACAAGUUUGGAUGGUGGCAGUGGAGAUGAGACCCAAGCUCGACGAUACAGUCUAGAACUGGAUACUCCAGCAAGGCGUAGUACGUUUGCAGCAAGGCUACGAGAAGCCUUAAGGCAUGAAAGUGAUUUCAGCAGUUCCACUGCCGACGAUUUCGACGAAGAUGCAUCAGGAUACGCUGUUGGAAUCAGCGUGGCUGGUAGCGGACUGGCGGAUGGUGAUAUCAGGUUGCGUCGGGGUGGUUCAGGUGGCUUCAUGCUGACAGCAGAACGCGGCGGUGCAUCCGGCGACAGUGAUGUACACUUCAAUGAAUCUUUCGAUAUGAAACGUGCACCUCCUUUGCAUCGACACGACACUAGCGAAUCGUCUCGAUAUAGUUUCAGCACGGAAUACAGCUCAGAAUUAGAAGAAGUUUAUGAACAGUUUUCUAGGUGGCUCGAAGACCCUAUAUUCGAAUCCAAGUCUAAGAAACCACGAGAGCUGGACGCUCGAGAUCUGGCGGUGGUCAGGUUUGCCGGAUCUUUAUUAAAACGAACACUUAGCGAAUCAUUUGCUGGAGUUCCUUUAACGGAAGGAUGCGUCAACAGCACCGGAAUUGCGGCAGAAAAUUCUUCGAUCGUAGAAUACAACAGGCGAAAGAACCAAAUAGCGGUUACCGCGCGGUCGCUGAGUUUGGAGUUGGCGAGGCACAAACACCGAUUGGCGGCACAAUUGACCGAGAUCGAUGAAAAUGAAAAUUUAACGGAUUCGAACGAAGAUAAACAAUCAGUAUUGAGCUAUAGUACUGGUUCACUGCCUUCUGAUGCUAGUAUAGAAACAAUAAUUCACAACUGUGCACAAAUCACAAAUUCUUCAGACACAAAUGUGCCAAAUAAACGUAAACUUAAAUGGGCGGUCACAGUCAUAGAGGCGAUGGAACAAACACUAGCCAGCGAAAAUGUAGUAUUGUCACUUCCAAAAUCUAAGAUAUCCGAAAUAGCUCAUAAACGUCACAACAAAGGGGGCCUCAAAUCGAUAUCAACUGGAAAUUGGGGCUGCGGAAAGUCUCAUGCAGGUGACCCCCAAUUAAAACUUAUUAUUCAAUGGUUAGCCGCCAGUGUAGCCGGAGUACCGACGCUUAUUUAUUACACAAAUGGACAUGAAAGUCUAGCUAAAUUGGAUACCUUAUGCCGAGUGCUGGUCGAUCGAAAAUGGACCGUCGGCGAAUUAGUUUCGGAAACAUUAGGAUAUUCUCAAGCCCUUUUAUUAAAACACCAAACUAACAGUGAAGUACAUUUAAAGACAUUAUUUGAAACGUUAAUUUCUGGUAUUUAG
Ctenocephalides felis (cat flea) is the source of this 3005-nucleotide messenger RNA. RefSeq lists its product as uncharacterized. Bases 297 to 3005 code for a protein of 902 amino acids. Lineage: Eukaryota; Metazoa; Arthropoda; Insecta; Siphonaptera; Pulicidae. The transcript is spliced from 15 exons. Gene Ontology annotation, biological process: regulation of DNA repair; carbohydrate metabolic process; nucleotide-sugar metabolic process. Gene Ontology annotation, molecular function: poly(ADP-ribose) glycohydrolase activity. The record is from RefSeq and is a predicted model, not a curated record. Gene Ontology annotation, cellular component: nucleus; cytoplasm.